CGAGUCUAGUCCUUGCCGGGAGGGGUGCCCGAGACGCCGGGGAGCGCGCACCAUGAAGUCGGCACUGUGCAGCCGCUUCUUCAUCCUCCUGCCCUGGAUCCUGAUCGUCAUCAUCAUGCUGGACGUGGAUCCCCGCAGGCCCGCGCCCCAACUCACUUCGCGCCCCUACUUCUCGCCCCACACAGUGGGCUGCGGGGGCUCCCGUGUCCCGCUCCGACGGAGCAGCCUAGGGCGUGACGCCGCCGAGAAGCGCAACGAGUCUCGGCCUCCGCCGCAGCCGGAGCCGCGGUUGCCCACCAUCUAUGCCAUCACGCCCACCUACAGCCGCCCGGUGCAGAAAGCCGAGCUGACCCGCCUGGCCAACACGUUCCGCCAGGUGGCGCAGCUGCACUGGAUCCUGGUGGAGGAUCGAGCCACACGCAGCGAGCUGGUGAGCAGCUUCCUAGCGCGGGCCGGGCUGCCCAACACGCACCUGCACGUGCCCACGCCGCGGCGCUACAAGCGACCGUGGCUGCCGCGCGCCACCGAACAGCGCAACGCGGGCCUCGCCUGGCUGCGCCAGAGGCACCAGCACCAGAGCGCGCAGCCCGGCGUGCUCUUCUUCGCCGACGACGACAACACCUACAGUCUGGAGCUCUUCCAGGAGAUGAGGACCACCCGCAAGGUUUCCGUCUGGCCGGUGGGCCUAGUUGGUGGGCGACGCUAUGAACGUCCGUUGGUGAAAAAUGGCAAAGUUGUCGGCUGGUACACCGGGUGGAGAGAAGACAGGCCUUUUGCCAUCGACAUGGCAGGAUUUGCUGUGAGUCUGCAAGUCAUCUUGUCCAAUCCUAAAGCUGUAUUUAAGCGCCAUGGAUCUCAGCCAGGGAUGCAGGAAUCUGACUUUCUAAAGCAGAUAACAACAGUUGAAGAACUGGAACCAAAAGCUAACAACUGCACAAAGGUUCUCGUGUGGCACACUCGGACAGAGAAAGUCAAUCUAGCCAAUGAGCCCAAGUACCACCUGGACGCAGUGAACAUUGAGGUGUAGACAAAGCCAGCAGAUGCAGAAGAG
Phodopus roborovskii (desert hamster) is the source of this 1051-nucleotide messenger RNA. RefSeq names its product beta-1,3-glucuronyltransferase 2 (gene B3gat2). The transcript is spliced from 4 exons. Gene Ontology annotation, cellular component: Golgi membrane. Gene Ontology annotation, molecular function: galactosylgalactosylxylosylprotein 3-beta-glucuronosyltransferase activity. Lineage: Eukaryota; Metazoa; Chordata; Mammalia; Rodentia; Cricetidae. The coding region runs from base 53 to 1027 and encodes 324 amino acids. Gene Ontology annotation, biological process: chondroitin sulfate proteoglycan biosynthetic process; carbohydrate metabolic process. The record is from RefSeq and is a predicted model, not a curated record.